Molecule: messenger RNA, 1460 nt
Organism: Gossypium raimondii (Peruvian cotton)
Lineage: Eukaryota; Viridiplantae; Streptophyta; Magnoliopsida; Malvales; Malvaceae
Exons: 5
Coding region: 301-924 (207 amino acids)
Source: RefSeq, a predicted model, not a curated record
ACUAAAUUCUUUUGCCUGUUUAAAAACCCUGAAUUCACAAGAUUUUCAUAAGGUUUUCCACCUUCCCUCAUCUCCCUCCCUCCCUUCCAAAUCCUAAUUUUCUUUUUCCUUCCAAUUAUUCUUUUUUUUUCUUUUGGGAAUUUUUUGAAUUCGAAAAUUGAUUCCAUUUUUCCAUGAUUUCAAGGUGAAAGAAUUUAUUGGUUUUAGUGAAAACUUGAUGUUGAAGUUCAAGGUGAUUGUUUUUAGGUAUUGUUGAGGCUGCAUAUUUGAAUAGCACUUAGGAAAAAUAUUAAGCCGAACAUGAGCACAAUAGAAGUGAGGGGGCCUUCUCUUAGAGGGUAUCGACGAAGGAAGGCACUCCUGGAUCUCAAUGUUCCUCCCACUGAAAUCAGGGAACAGGAGGGUACUUCGCAGCAGGCUGGAUCUGAGCAACUGACUGCUCAACCCGUACAGCCUCCACCAUCUGCAACUAUUGAUGUUGAAGCUAUUGAUGAUGAUGUAAUUGAAUCUUCUGCUAUAGCAUUCUCAGCGGCUAAAAACAAUUCUAGGAGAAGCCGUGGAAGGACUGUUGUUGACGUAGAUUCAGGGCGGCCUGCUCGGUCAACUAAUAAUAACCUGAACAGGUGCAGGAGACUUCCUCCGACCCCAGUAGUUAUCAAUUGUGAUCGGUAUAUCAAUUUGGAGAGUUCACCGCAGUCUAUGGUCAAGGAAAUUACAAAGCCCCAGCCACUUCCCAAGGAGCCAACCUUCACUUGUCCAAUUUGUAUGGGUUCAUUAAAUGAGGAGAUGUCAACAAGAUGUGGGCACAUUUUCUGCAAGGCAUGCAUCAAAGCUGCAAUAGCAGCCCAGGGAAAAUGCCCAACUUGCAGGAAAAGAGUGACUGUAAAGGAACUAAUUAGGGUCUUCCUUCCAUCAGCCAGCUGAAAAUGAGCUUCAUGCCCAAUUAGUGAUGUAAACUUGCUGUUCUGUGUGUGUGUAUGUGUGUUAUGUCUUUUUGGAAGGAAAAUGAAUCAAAGGUUGUGAAAGGGAAUUAUAUAUGUACUGUUACGCUGCCAUUUUUCUAAAGCAUUCUGUUUCUGUCAUGAUACUGGGCUUCAAGAUGUUCUUUCAAUUAUGUAGCCAGCUUUCUGAAUGAUAUUAUUCAUUCUUUCAAAUUAACUUCUGAUGAUGGUUGCUAUUCUAUUUCAGGGAUAACUCAAACUGCAAUUGAAAAGAGAAAGAAGCAUUGAAUUCUGUGCAUCAGCGGAGCUAAUUUUUGGAUUUUGGAAUCUUCAAGAUGCCCAAGCUUUAAACUAUAUUUCUGCAAACAAUCUUUUUGACAAGUUAUCUGAGCAUGCUUUUCAUUGCUUUCUUAGAUGCAUGUGAAUCUGCCAGUUGAUAACCUCAGCAUCAUUAUUAUUUGAAUUAAAUCUAGACUUGACAAACAACUUAUUUAUGUACAGUAAAAGAAAUUGACUUUA